Molecule: messenger RNA, 3128 nt
Organism: Bombyx mori (domestic silkworm)
Lineage: Eukaryota; Metazoa; Arthropoda; Insecta; Lepidoptera; Bombycidae
Product: transmembrane protease serine 3-like
Exons: 1
Coding region: 1629-2420 (263 amino acids)
Biological process (GO): proteolysis
Molecular function (GO): serine-type endopeptidase activity
Source: RefSeq, a predicted model, not a curated record
CGCGCCGCCUCCCUUCCACCAGGCCAACGACAAGGACAAUGCCACCUCCAAAAGAGCUCCGCAUAUUCCUUUUUAUACAUUUUUCCCCCUACCUAUGCUGAUAGCCUUGAGAGGCUUUUUCUUCUAGAUACACCAUUUGGUCCACUACAAAAUGUUUCUUUAUUAAUUUCGUUUUUUUUUUUUCAUAGAACAAAAUAGUUUGAAAUUUUCAAAUUUUAAACGCAUGUGUAGAAAAAUAUGUGUCGAGUCUCCUAGUACAUAAACCGGGGCCGAAAACAAUGCGAAUAAAUCCAGCCACAAAAUUUAAAAUAAUAUACAAAUAUUUUAGUGUUGCACUCGAUUUUAGUGACUUUUUUUUCUAUAUACUGAGUCUUAAGCGGCUAUAUCAGCUUCGCCCUAACAUGUAAGUGAGCUCACGGGGCUCAAACCGGGAGUGUUGCUAACACUGACCCUAGCAAGAGCAGUGCUUCGCAGAAUCUACCACCGGAUCGGAAACGCGACCCACUGAGAAGAUCCGGCGAGAAACUCAGUAGGCUGUGUCUGAGGGUUAAAUUAGCGACCCGCCCGUGCUUCGCUUCGGGAACUAUAACUUAUUAUUGAUCUUAUUGAAUUUUCUAUCUUCAUCUUUCAUAAUAUCGCGCACUCGAUUGUGAAUAGUCAUAACUAUUCAAAUAUUGAUCCACCUACCAUUCAUUACAACCAUGAUUAACAUGCAUGUUAUUCUGCAGUGUAAGCUAUAUUAUUGUAAGCUUCAUCAAAAUUCAUUGAGCACUUUUUGCGUGAAAGAGUAACAAUUAAGAUGUAGUGGGAAAUUAUUUUCCUUCGGGAAAACUCUGAUCUUUAUCGGAAUACGAUGACACCCGAACAGUCAAUGAAUGAUUAUAUUAAAUGAGUAACAUUUUCAUAUCCAAUAGUAUGGAACUUUAUUAUUUAGUGUCAAAAUGAAUAAUGUCAUUGCACUGAGAGAGCACGAUAAAUACGAACUUUUCCGAAAAAUUACGAAGUACUUUUCUGAAUAUGUCUAUACAUUCUUACACACUUUCACAUUUAUAAUAUUAAGUAGGAUGAAUCAAAAAAGGGUAUUAUUAUGAUAUAUAAAAAAAUCAUUGGAUUCAUUGAACAUUGGCUUCAACCCUGAUUCCUUCAAUGCAGGAAAGGGCUUGCAUUUUUUUGCUUACCUAAUCGUCGGUACCCUAAAGGGCUAUUCUAACUACUCACGGACCGGUAGGUGAGCUCCCUGGGCUCAUCCUGAGAGAAUUUACUAAAACUAGCCCUAGCAAGCACAGUGCUUCGCAGAAUCUACCAUCGGGUCGGAAUCACGGCCCAAUGAGAAGACCCGGUGAAAGAAACUCAGUUACUUGUGUUUGUGGCAGCGUAUUCCCAAAAGGACAAGCACUAACACAUUUCCCCACCCCCACUGUGCCAGAAAAAAGUUUUCAUAAACUAUCGUAAAUGCCUUAAACAAAUAAAAUAUCAAUCAAACUGCUGGGAAACCCGAUCGCGAAUAACAUUGCACAGCGCGUAAUAAAAAUCUCGUCAAUAAAAUAUAAAACAUUAAAACAGAAAAACAAUAAAAAUGUUUCACGUGUAUUGUAUUUCUCUUAUGUUGAACAACAUUGUAAUACAUAAUGGGUAUUGUGGCAUUGAAUCUAAUGUUAUAUUUCGUUUUGCAAACUGUAAAUAUUGUGGUUUGCACGAAAUCACUGCGCACAGGCAGAGAUGCUUUAGAAGAUGAGUACCCGUACGUUGUGACGGUCGAGUUAAAACUCACGAAUACUACGACGAACGCUCUGCUGUGCUCGGGGUGCGUGCUGACCCCGACCUGGACCCUGACCACCGCGCGCUGCGUCUCCAAAACCGAAGACUUGCUAAUCCAGGAUCCGAAGAUGUCAUGGGUGGUGUACUAUGGACUCACGCAGAAACCUUCCCAGGACACCGCCAUCGCGAUCCUUUCCGGAAUAGUCCACCCCAGAUAUGCCGCGUCACCGAGAAUGCUUCACAACGACAUCGGCCUUCUGCGCACCGAUCCCAUCACCCUUAAACAGUUCGCCAAAUUGAGCGCCGUUGACAUGUUCUCUAUGAACGGUUACGAAGUUGAGCUAAUAGGCUUCAAGUCGACCAAUGAUACCAGUGGAAAAUUGAAGAGAACUCUACAGAUUUCAUCGGUUGUGGUGAAGACUUGUGAAGGCACCGUUACUUAUCCGGGGAUGUGUUUGGCUCGGUCCUGCUCGUUGACCGACGCUUGUCACCAGGAAACUGGAGGUAUAGCCAUCCACAGCACCGGGGUCAUAGCACUCCUGGCCAGUGGACGCAAGAGGGACUGCUUGGAGAACAAUGAGAGACAGCAGGCCUAUCAAAUUGAGACAAUGACUUCAAUUGUGCCAUAUAUAGAUUGGAUUCAUACUCAUAUCAAGAGCUAAUAGUAGCUAGUGUAAGAUUGGUGUCAGAAGCUUCAGUGAACGGAUGAAAUUUGUAUUGUUUUCUCAAUAAAAGUGUUUGUUUAUGAGCUUUAUUUGUAUUUAGCUUUUAAAAGCAAUUAAAAAUGCUCAGUUAACUUGAUGAUUACCCGCCUUUAGUUAAGCCUGCUCACUAAAGUAUUGAUAUUUUACACUGACUAACUUUGUACGCUUCGGGCUUGUGUUGGAUCAAUGUUUUAUCUUCUCGUUAUUUUACUUGCUUAGCUUAUACUGUUGUGUAUGCACAAAUGAAAGAUUCCAAAGCAGACUGGUUUAUUUUUGCAUCUACCCGCCAUUUUAUAAUGCGAUUUAAUAUCUAUACAUAACACUUGUAAUAAAGGGAGGUGGCGGAAUUCAUGGAAUUCAUUUGGUGAACUAUAUCUGAUGUUUAUAGGUUCCGUGAAGCUGUUGACCUGGAGUUGGCCAUUAGUUUGUUCAAAUAAUUGUUCCAUGCUCUCUGCGACAUACGCCUUAGUAACUUCUUACUGCAUUUCCAAAUAGUAAGGAAAUUGUAUAAUGGUAAACAUGACGUAAUAGCUUAGGUUAUUUGAAGAUACACUUUUUUAACGAGCAUAAUAAGAAAUACUAUUGCAACAUUCUCUUCGAAACUCGUUUAAGAUACUCAUUACGAUUGAUUACAAUUCAGGUUAAAGGUCUACUCCCCGACGAGGA